ACAUCUAUUAUCUGUUGAAUGUUAAAAUGAGACUUAUAUAAGUAAAUGAUAUUUCUAUUUUUCUUCAGUUCUUCGAGAAUAUUAGAAGCAUAACUUAUUAAAUUAUGGUAAUGCAAAAUUCAUUAUUUAUGCCAAUCGUUAUUUCGAUUGGCUUUUUUGUGAUAAUCUUGAUUUUAUAUAUAAAAUACAAUCGCACUUACUGGGAAAGAAGAGGUGUUCCUACUGUACCUGGUCACUGGUUAUUCGGUAACAUAAAAAAGAUAUUAGAUCUAGAAAAACCUCCUGCUUACGUAAUAGGUGAUAUAUGCCAAAAAAGUUCUGAAAACGAUGGCAUUCUUGGAAUUUACAUAUUUUUCAAACCAUUCUUAUUAAUAAAAGAUCCAGCAAUAAUGAAACAAAUCUUAAUUAAAGAUUUCAAUUAUUUUUCGAAUCGCAGUUUUACGAUUCGAUCAUUUCAAGAUGAAAUUGGAAAUACAAAUCUUUUUUCAUUGAAGAAUCCCCAAUGGAAAUAUUUAAGAACUAAAUUAUCACCGAUAUUCAGUAGUGCAAAAGUGAAAAAAUUAUUCCAUUUAAUGGUUGAAGUUGCCAAUUCGAUGAAUAAAUAUUUAGAUGAUGAAUUUUCAAACAGUACGAAAACGAAAACUAUUAUGAUAAAAGAUGUUACUCUAAAAUAUACCACUGAUGUCAUAUCUUCUGUUGCUUUUGGAAUUCAAGUAAAUUCAUUUAAUCCUAAAACAUUACAAUUUUAUGAAGAAGCUCAAAAAGGACUCAAAAUGACAUUUUUUCGUGGCAUUCAAUUAAUUAUUUCGUUUUUCUUUCCAAAACUUUCGCCAUAUUUGAAUGCUAGAAUGUUAGGAACUUCGACAAAUUUCUUUCGUAAAGUAUUCUGGAAUUCCAUGGAUAACAGAGAAAUAACUAAAAAUAAACGAGAAGAUUUAAUUGAUUCUUUAAUAGAAUUGAAAAAUGACAAACAAGAUAAAGAUUUCAAAUUUGAGGGUGAUGCAUUGUUAAGUCAAUCAGCAAUUUUCUUUAUUGCUGGACGCGAGUCAACUGUAUCAACUAUAUGCUUCACGCUUUAUGAACUGGCUAAACAUCCAGAAAUUCAAAGACGAACACGAGAAGAAAUUAAUGAGAAAUUAAAGGAACAUGGAAUGACUUAUGAAGGUGUUCAAAGCAUGAAAUAUCUUCAUCAAGUUGUAUCAGAAAUUCUACGACUUUAUCCUCCGGCUCCAAUUAUCGAUCGAGUUGCCGUGGCGGAUUAUAAGAUACCAGGAACUGAUAUAGUCAUAGAAAAAGGAACAUCAGUUUUCAUAGUUCUAACUGCACUUCAUUGUGAUCCAAAAUAUCAUCCAGAUCCUCUCCGUUUUAAUCCUGAUAGAUUCAGUGAUGAAAAUAAAGAAAAUAUCAAGCAAUGUACAUAUAUGCCAUUUGGAGAAGGACCAAGAAUUUGCAUUGGAGCUCGAAUUGGUCAAUUGCAAUCUAUUAUUGGUUUGAUUACUAUAAUUAAAAGUUAUGAAAUUUCAUUAAAUUCUAAAUGCAAAGGUGAUCUUGAUAUUCGUAAUAUUUUUUUAUCACCAGUAAACGAUUUUAGUUUAAAUUUAACAAAAAUAUAAAUAAUCUUUAUAUUUUAUAUUUUAAUUAUUUGUUUACAAAUAAAACGUUUAAUUUACAUUUUAUAAUAAAAAUAUUGCAUUGUUACAUUUUAUAGUAAAAAUGAAUAAAAUUUUACAAUGAUAGUACAAUAUUUAAUAAAUAUAGAAUAUUUAAUCCAGUUCUAAAAAAAUAUAUUUCCUGCAUGUUGUAUUGACAUUUCUUUGAACUGAAAUCAAAGAAAAACUGAAAUCAAACACCAACAUAUAUAAUACAUAUGUUUUAUAAAUAUUUUUUUUAUAUAUUGUGUAUAUUAUAAUCAAAUUUAUUCAUAAUUUAAAACAAAUAAUAUCAAAUUAUGGUAUAAAAAGAUAUAUAUAGAAUAUUUCUAACAAAUAAAUGAUAAAUAAUAUAUAUUUGGAAGAGAAAAGGAAAAAAAGAGAGUGUAUGUAAAAAUAACGAUAAACAGAAGAGAAUGACAAAGCAACGCAAAAGAAUUGAUAAAAGAAAAAGAAAGAGGAAUUAAUCAAGAAAGAAAGAAAGAGAAAUUGAUAAAGAAAAGAAAGAAGAUAAAAAAGAAAAGAGAAGAAUGACAAAGGAGGCUCAGAAGAAGAUAACAAGAGUGCAAUGAUAAAGAACGGAUAGGAAAGAUGAUAAAAUACAGGAAUGAUAAAAAAGAAAAAAGAAAAAAAAGAAGAUAAAGAAGAGGGAAAGAAGAAAAUCAUAAAAGUAUAAGUGGCAAAGAAGAAUAGAAGGAAAUGAUAAAGGAAGCAAAAGAAAGAUGACAAAGGAAAUGAAUAACAGAUGAUAAUAAAAAAGAGAGAAAGAGAAUGAUAAAGGAAGAAAAAGAUAUGGAAGACUGACGAAAAUAGAUUGACAAUAGAAAGGAGAGAAUAAAAAUGAAAAAAAAAGAAUAACAAAGAAAUAUAGAAGGAUAGUAGCAAUUAAUUAAUUUAUUCAUUGUUUAAUAAAAAAAUAAAUCGAUAAUUUCUUUUCAAUAAAAAAAUAUUUAUUAUAUUCAACAGAUUUCCUACAUGUUUGAAUUUAUUCGUUUAAUCAGUGGCAUGUACACAACAUUACGGCUAAUUCUUAAUCUAAUGAUUAAUUUAUACUACUUUACAGACAAAUUGUUAAUCUAUAUUACUUGUAUUAUUAUUAUAUUGAUACUAAAAAUUUCAUAUAAUAGUUCCUGAAAUAUUUGGAUGGAUUAACACUUAAUAUAUAAAAUUUAAAAAAAUAAAUGUAAAAUAUUCAGUUUUGUAAUUAGAAAAUAUCAGUGUAAAGAAAUCAAUAUGUAAAAAGUUAAUGUAUUAAAUAUCAUAAUUAAAAUUAAAUAAAAUCAAAAAA
Apis cerana (Asiatic honeybee) is the source of this 2937-nucleotide messenger RNA. Its product is annotated as cytochrome P450 6k1. The record is from RefSeq and is a predicted model, not a curated record. Lineage: Eukaryota; Metazoa; Arthropoda; Insecta; Hymenoptera; Apidae. Gene Ontology annotation, molecular function: monooxygenase activity; iron ion binding; heme binding.